Messenger RNA from Heterobilharzia americana, 204 nucleotides. The record is from the annotation of a GenBank genome assembly. NCBI's taxonomy places the organism in Eukaryota, Metazoa, Platyhelminthes, Trematoda, Strigeidida, Schistosomatidae.
AUGAAUAGAAAAUCACCGAGAUUAUUAAAUAAUCCAUCAGGAGAUUCAUCUAAUACUAAAAUUGAAAUAAGUAGUAUAAACAAUACAACACAAAUAAAUAAAACACCGAAUAGUAUAAAUGAACACAAUUCACAUAAUAAUGAUGAAUGCAUUUCUGAGGAGUGUUUCAAGUCUUCAGCAUUGAAAUCGGGUAGUUUUGUAUAG